AUGCUGCGCAAGUUCUUCUCGCGGAAAGGGGCCCCGGAGGGUGCGCAGGGGGCCGCACAGGGGCCCGUGCAGGGGCCCGCGCAAGGCAGCGGCAAAUGGGAGACCGACCCAGCGGCGUGCCUGUCCGACGCGCAGGAUCGCCUGGCGAAGCUCAAGAACAACAUUCGCAGCCCCGACGCCUUCCCUUCCAUUAAUGAGGCCACCCGCCGAGUUAAUCAAUUGGAUGCUCAUGUGCACGCCCUUCCUGAGAGCGAUCCAUUGAAGCCCGUGUGGACUCAGCAGCUUCGUGAGCUCCAGACAGAGCUGCAUACUCUUACAGAAGCGAUCAUGUCCAGCAUGGGCUCAACUCAACCAGAAAUGAAGACAACAGCCACCCCACAUUCGGUGCCCAGGGCAGCACCUGAUGCGCCAGAGCCAGUGGAGGGUUUGGAUAUGGGAGGUGACCUCUUCAGUGGUCUGAUGGUCUCUGCUGGCGGCCCCGCCUCAAGUCAACCAGAGUCGCAAGCAGCUGCUCCUGCCAACACAGGUCCAGACAUUCGACCUGCACUCGAUGAAGAUCUCUUUUCAAAUUUGGAGCCGUUGGAAACUGCUGUGUCACAGGAGGGAUCCCAUCCCCAAGAUGCUGGAACUGGAGUACUUGCCUCAGCUACUGGCCAUGCUGAAACAUCGGUGCCUAAGUCGCUUCCACAAGCACCCACACCUGCACCUGAUGCCACCAAGGUCAAGGAACCCCCGAAGGCUGGCAGGAGAGACUAUCAACCACAACCAGCCUCACCAGCGAGCUCCUCGACCACUGGCACAGGGAAAAAGAAGAAAAAGGCAUCACGCACUGUGGUGGGCUAUGGUCGAGGCGAACCUGCUGCUCGUCCCAGCAGGAGUCCAGCAGAUGCAAGUACAGGAUACCAAACGCCACCGAUCCCCAGUGUCAGAGAAGAAACAGGCAGUGUGCUGGCUGCAGCCAGAGGUGGCAUGGACUUGACUGUUAUGGACCUUGCUGGUGUUGGGGACGUGUCGUCUUCUGGAAAUGAAAGUGGGCUGAAGCCUGGGGCUGUAUCGAACGAUGUACCACGUGUUCCUGGCAGUUCACCUACCAGCAACGUUAGAGGGGAUCAGUCGGCAGUAUCAAAAACAGAAAGUGACAAAUUUGAAGUGCAACAGAAACUGACGGAUUCAGGGAAUGCUCAAUCUUCCGAUGUGAAUGUUUUGGGUGCACAUUACUCUCUUGAUUUCUCAGGAAUGACAAUGGAGCAGCCAUCAGAAGGUAUUGUUGCUGGAACCUCAGCAGAGAAGAGCACAUCUGCAGAUUUUGUGGACGAUCCUGGGUUAGAUUUUGCAGGUUUGUCCUUGAGUUCACCCUUGACAGCAGAGGCGCCUAAUUGUGUGACGGAUGGGGCAGAAGUUGGGGCAAAAGCUGAAGCUGGGGAGGCCUGUUAUGAACACCAGACACCUGAAAACAUACAGGAACGAUCUGAGCAGGUGCCAACAUUUUUGGCUUCAUUGAGGGGCCUCCAGAGCACAACAGAGAGAUUCCUGCAGAAGGCAGCAGAAAAGAGUGACAGUGUCGCAUGCGAAGAGCGUGUGCACCUUGAAAAGAGGACGAAACUGCUAAUUGACCUGACAGCAACAAAAGAACUUAUCAAAACCCUUGAGCAACAGCAAGCCUUGGCUGUUGACAAUGAAGACUUUGAUGCUGCGGCAAAGCUGGCAACAAAGAUUGAUGACAACUCCAGUCUGCUUGGACAAUGCCUGGGGGAUUUGCAGCAAGUGGGCAAAGAUUUGGAGUCCUGCAUUGAGAAGAGAGUCAAGCUUAUGGAAGAUCAGGUUUCCCAUCGAAAGGGCUGCAUUGAUAGCUUCAGGGCACUCCAGGCAGCCAACGAGGAGGAAGCUGCCUGUGUGUUUGCAAGGAAAAAGGAGGAAUUCGAAAGAGGGAAGGCAAGACGCACAGAAAGAGAUGCAGAGAUAUCUGCAGCAGAAAGCAUCAUCCCAGAGAAGCGGCUUGCUUUGGAGAAGGAACGUGACGCAUUGCUAGAGGAAAACAGCACUGAAAAGAAAGCAAAAGAGGAAGAAAGGGCAGCUUUAGAACAGGAGCAAGCGGCAUUGGAGGAAGAAAUUAAUACCUUGAGAUCGCAGCUGGAAGCAAAGGUUGCCAAACUGGAAGAGGUUUCUUGUCAAGUGUCAGAGGUAUCUGAAGGACUGGAAAGCAUGCAAGGCCAGCUAGAGGCCAGCCUGCAGGCCCUUGCUGACAGUGAAGCAGCCGUCGUCAACGAAGAGAAAGAGCUUGCCAAGUCCAGGCUUGAGAUUGAAGAUGAAUUCAUGCACGGGCAUGAUAUCGAGAAGAAGGCACAAGAGGAGCGGGAUGAGGCUGUACAACAGGCAAAAUUCGCAGGUGAUGAAGCUGCCACACACGAGACUCAGCUGUGCGUCCUGGAGUCUGUCAUCAAGAGGCAAACAGCACUGAGGGCGCUCUUGUCACGCGUACAUUCCGAAGCAGAAGAUGCCAGGAGCAGUUUGAAAGAUAUGAGGGGAAGGUUGACAGCAAAACGUGGUGAACUGAGAGCACUUGCAUCUGACAAAGCGAAGGUAGCCCAGAAAAAGAUCGCUGCAGAGGAUCAGGUUGCACAAGUAGACCUUCGAUUGCCCCAGAUUGAAGCUGACAAAAAGGCAGCUGCUGCCAACAAGGACUUUCAAGAGGCAGCCAGAUUGUCAGGCGAAGCAAAGAAACUUGCGUCAGAGAGAGAAACGGCUCUGAGUCUGUCUACUGCCUUGUCUCGCCAACUGACAGACCUCGAAGAGAACGAGGGAAAAGUUGCCCAGGAGGUAUCGGAUCUUGAGGGCGAGGUGAAAUCGGCGGCAUGGCAGAACGCAAAGUGCCAGUGGUGUUGUUUCAGGAUUGAAGCGGAAGCCUCGAGUAUCUGUGAAUUGGAUUGGGCAGGAAACGGGGCAGACCAGCCCAAUGCGAGACUUGUGGAGGAUGGACAGGGCGCGCUGGAAGACGCUGCACAACAGCUGGCAGCUGAGUUUGGUUUCAAGGAGUCACAUAUAGAGGCGGUUAUGCAGGAGCUGAAAAGUGUACAAGAGGUCGGUUGA
Molecule: messenger RNA, 3087 nt
Organism: Ostreobium quekettii
Lineage: Eukaryota; Viridiplantae; Chlorophyta; Ulvophyceae; Bryopsidales; Ostreobiaceae
Source: the annotation of a GenBank genome assembly